Anopheles coluzzii is the source of this 3229-nucleotide messenger RNA. RefSeq names its product G protein alpha o subunit (gene Galphao). Gene Ontology annotation, biological process: adenylate cyclase-modulating G protein-coupled receptor signaling pathway. Gene Ontology annotation, molecular function: G-protein beta/gamma-subunit complex binding; GTPase activity; G protein-coupled receptor binding. Gene Ontology annotation, cellular component: heterotrimeric G-protein complex. The transcript has 9 exons. Bases 759 to 1823 code for a protein of 354 amino acids. NCBI's taxonomy places the organism in Eukaryota, Metazoa, Arthropoda, Insecta, Diptera, Culicidae. The record is from RefSeq and is a predicted model, not a curated record.
CGUGCCCCAAAACUGCCCCAGUGUGGUUGAUGAGCGCAGCAACGAACAGUAUCAGUGUUCUCAACCAGCGCACUAGCUCCUCCACAGCUUUUUUUUCUGGGUGGUGGUUCUACGGUGAGCCUUUUCAUUCCCAGUUUUCCAGCGCAAGGGCGGCUCCAGAGGGGUGUCUGACGGGACUGAUUUUUCUCGUGCGAAAUUGUAGCGCAUAACCAAACACGGCGCCGCUAAAGUGGAGAGUGAUCAUCGUGAUCGACACGUUUGCCGCGGUGUGUUGUAUGUGUGUGCGAGCGAGCGAAGGAAAGUGUUCACUGGCAGACACUAGCAGCAGGUAGUAGCUGGCGGCGUGCCUAGCAUACAAGUCUCUUCUGUGUAGCGGUGUGUGUAUGUGUAUGUGAGUUUGUGUGCGCCAGCUCGCCCCGUUUAGCAGUGUGAAAAGCAGUGUUGUGUUGGAGCGUCUUCGUUGUGUAUGUGUGUGUGUGUGUGAGUGUGGCAGCAGCAGAAGCCACCAAGCUGAACUUCCCUUUCAGUACUCAGUCCGCCCUCACCUGUGUUCCGGUGUUUUCUCGCACGAUCGUCUAGCCACCGGCACACCCUUCCCCGGUUUGCGGUUGCAGUUGCUUUAGUACGUACAUAAAGGCGCGCGCAGUUUCUACUUCCCCCCCCCCCUUUUUCCCAGCUGUGAUUCUCGUUUGGCCAAACCCCUUUGGCCGAACCGACAACAAACCUUCAAAACGUUCUGCACGGAAGCGAUACGCAUUAUGGGGUGCGCACAGUCGGCUGAGGAACGGGCUGCCGCCGCUAGGAGCCGCCUGAUCGAGCGCAAUCUCAAGGAGGACGGCAUCCAGGCGGCCAAGGACAUCAAACUGUUACUGCUCGGCGCUGGCGAAUCGGGAAAAAGUACAAUCGUUAAACAGAUGAAAAUUAUUCACGAAAGUGGCUUUACGUCAGAGGAUUUCAAACAGUAUCGACCAGUAGUGUACAGCAACACGAUACAAUCACUAGUUGCGAUACUGCGAGCGAUGCCAAACCUUAGCAUUGCGUUCGGCAAUAACGAACGAGAGUGUGACGCAAAGAUGGUGUUCGACGUAGUACAGCGGAUGCACGACACAGAACCGUUCUCGGAGGAUCUGCUAUUAGCGAUGAAAAGACUGUGGUCGGACUCUGGCGUGCAAGAGUGCUUCUGCCGCAGCAACGAGUAUCAGCUGAACGAUUCCGCAAAAUAUUUCCUGGACGACCUUGACCGAUUGGGUGCCAAGGACUAUCAGCCGACGGAGCAGGACAUCCUACGGACGCGUGUCAAAACUACCGGCAUCGUGGAGGUGCACUUCUCCUUCAAGAACUUAAACUUCAAGCUCUUCGAUGUCGGUGGCCAGCGGUCGGAGCGAAAGAAGUGGAUCCACUGCUUCGAGGACGUCACCGCCAUCAUCUUUUGCGUGGCCAUGUCGGAGUACGACCAGGUGUUACACGAAGAUGAAACCACGAACCGCAUGCAAGAGUCGCUGAAGCUGUUCGACUCGAUCUGCAACAACAAAUGGUUCACCGAUACCUCAAUCAUUCUAUUUCUGAACAAGAAGGAUCUGUUCGAGGAGAAAAUCCGGAAAAGUCCGCUGACAAUCUGCUUCCCGGAGUAUACGGGUGGACAGGAGUACGGUGAGGCGGCAGCCUACAUUCAGGCGCAGUUCGAGGCUAAAAAUAAGUCCACAUCAAAGGAAAUCUAUUGCCACAUGACAUGUGCAACGGACACCAACAACAUCCAGUUCGUGUUCGACGCCGUCACCGACGUUAUCAUAGCGAACAACCUGCGCGGCUGCGGUCUGUACUAAAUGGGGAGCAUUGUGCGCGCCCGUCUCGUGGUCGCCGUGUGCGCGGCCCGCGUUCCUCUCCCGCAAUGUAACCAGAAACAGCGGCAGCAGAAGAGAAGAACAACGUUUGCUCUGGGUGAGGGUGGCUGCCCUGUUUUCGUGUGUGGCAGCCCUACGGCCCAACCUUCUGCCCCCCCCCCGCCACCUCUAGCGCGUCAUACACACGCACAUACCCCGCUUAUAAUAAUGGAUUGAGAAAAGAUGUACAUCGAAACGGUCGGUGGAAGCGAUAUAGGGGCAUGAUUGUAUGUUUUGUUUUAUGUUGUUGCUGUUUUGUUUUUGGGUGUAUGUGAGAUACAUACCGGCGGGGGGUCACUUGUUCCCUAAUCCCCACGGGAAGCGGGAGUUCUAGGUCGCAACGGAUCAAAGGCCACAUGUUGUUGUAGCGCAAAGAUUUUGCAGGUUUAUUUUAUUGAGUUGUUGUUUUUUUUUUCGACGAAGGAUUACACAAGUCCACGGGGGUGGAUUGUCGGCCCUUGCACUAUAUCGUGAAGUACGCGAUAAGCUCUUACUAUCCCCCCUCGCCGCUGCUACAUUUGAGGAUCAUUCGGUGUCAUAUCGAGAGUCGGGAGAGAGAGAGUCGAAAGAAAAAGCUUCCUCGACAGGGGGUGAAAAACGGCGACGAAACCAAACAGAAUAUGAUGAAAGCAGUAAAAGAAGAGGGGAUAUGCUUAGCCACUAAUUUGACGUCAUCGCCGUUGGUUUAAUUGCGUUUCACUCUGAGCUGAGACAGAUCGGACACUAUGACAUUACAAUAGCACUUCGCCGAAGGAUACAAAAAAAGCAAACAAAAAAUAAUAUAAUUAUUAAUAAAACCAGCAGGGACAGUGGCAAUAGGCGGAAGGGUAGGGCGGGGCGAUGGGGGGAGAGGGAGGGAGGUUUACAAUGUGUUCAAAACUGCGGUGUGUAGUAGCGUACUUUUGGCCGUGGCAGGGAGAGGCAAGUACAAGCCAGAAGCAGCAGCCAACACUCUGAUCCGUGGGCUAGGAUCAGGACAGGAACGGGAGUGAACGUUGGGAGUGUUAGCAGCAGAAGCAGUAGUAUUAGUAGCAUACUCUACCUAAAUCGCAACAAACAAAAACAAACAAACAAACGGAUGAUACACAGAAACGCACAAGGAAAGCACUAUGCGCAAACUCUACUCUAGUGUGUAAUCUUACCUUAUACAUUUUCCCCCUCCAGAACGCAUACGAUCGGCAGAUAGCCGACAGGACCGUGAGCCAGUGUGUGUGUUUUGGUUACAGUGUUUUGGUAGCUCAAAAUGCUCUCACGCCCCAAGUCCCUCGUACGAUUAGUGUAACAAAAAGGUGUGGCAUGACAUGUUUUAUUCGAGUUUUCGAAUUCGAAUCACAUCGCAAAAAUGGAAC